Penicillium malachiteum is the source of this 3336-nucleotide messenger RNA. RefSeq names its product ankyrin repeat protein. The transcript has 2 exons. Bases 1 to 3336 code for a protein of 1111 amino acids. Gene Ontology annotation, molecular function: metal ion transmembrane transporter activity; protein binding. Gene Ontology annotation, biological process: transmembrane transport; metal ion transport. Gene Ontology annotation, cellular component: membrane. NCBI's taxonomy places the organism in Eukaryota, Fungi, Ascomycota, Eurotiomycetes, Eurotiales, Aspergillaceae. The record is from RefSeq and is a predicted model, not a curated record.
AUGCCUCCAUCCCGCUCAAGCAUGACGAGCGAUGGCCACGAACGCCUGGAACCACGGCUCCUCCGCGCCACCGAAAACGAUGAUAUCCCAGCAUUACAGAGCCGCUCAUGCGCAGCGCCGAAACGAAAUCGCAUCAACGCAACGGAAUACCUCCUCGGCCUUGGCGCAAAAACAGAUGUCGCAAGCAAUCGCCCUUCACCGCUCCUCCGCGCUGUCGAGCGCAACCAUUACCAGAUCGUCCGCUUACUGCUGGACGCUGGUGCGUCUCCGGAUAGCUGUGAUAAAGAAGGUCGGACGGCGCUCAUGACGGCUGCCUGGAAGAAUCAUGCAGAUGUACUUCAGUUGCUGAUUCUGCGUGGCGCGGAUGUCAAUGGGCGGGAUUUGCGCCGUAGAACGGCAUUGCAUAAUCUGGCUGCGGAUAAGGAAUGUCGUUGGGGUUGGGAUGAGGGUAUUGUGCGAUUAUUGCUGCGCGCAGAUUGCAGAGUAAAUGUCCUCGAAGCUCAGGAUGAACUCGGUCGAACAGCGCUGCAUUGGGCUUGUGCGACGGGAAAUUCGCGAUUAGCGGAGCUACUGCUCACACCCGUGGAUGGCAGGCCUAAGGCGGAGAUUGAUGCAGUGGAGCUGAGAGGGAAGACUGCGUUGCAUGUUGCUACGGCGCAUGAUCGCGCGGAUAUCAUCCAGCUGUUACUUCAGCACGAGGCCGCUGUUAAUGCCUGUAGUGACGGUGGAUGGACGCCAUUGCACAAUGCGUGUGAUAAGGGGUGCGAGGCGAUUGUGCGAAUCCUCUUGCGCGCGGACGCGCAUAUCAAUAGCCAAUUGCUGAAUGGAGUGACGCCGCUGCACCUGGCUGCGCAGGGUGGUCAUCGGGAGGUGGUGGAAUGUCUGCUUGAGAGGGCGGACCUGAAGCGACGGGUGCGAGAUAAUUUUGGAAGCACGCCGUUCUUGCGAGCGGCCCAAUUCAAAAGGAGAGAUAUUGUGCUUUUGUUAGCGCCGUUUAAUAACGUGGAGUCGCUCUCAGAGGAUGUCAGACUCGCAUCUGCGGCUUUUGACAGUACAAUUGUGGACUUUGGAAAUUUCCAUAAUGAGAACCGCGUGAAGCGCAUGUCAGUUUAUAAUCUGCUUUAUGGUAGGGAUCCGGAGAAUCCUCGCAAGCAGGCUGUUACGACAGUUCCCGCUGACAGUCGAGGGACGGAUUUCCGCUGGAUUCAUUUGCCGGCGAAUAACAUGGCUUGGGUGGAGGCGCUGUUGACCAAGUCAUUCAUUGAAGAGGGAGCUCAUGAUGUGGAUGGGUUUAAGGGGUUGGAGAAAUCCUUCAACUAUCAGCACCGUGGCCAGAAGAUUCACUCGCAUUUCAUGCGUCCUUUAUGCCAGAAUACACCUCGAACAAUGAGAAGGCGAGAAGAAGAGAAGACAGAAGAUCCGCCUACGGAUGGCCAGUCCGUUAUUACAGACAACAGCUCUGUAUAUCGCAAACAGAAAGGAGCUGGCGCCAAAGGAGAUCGAGGGGAUUCGCUUGAUGAAUCCUAUGUAAGCAUGGCCGGGAAGAAAAACAAAAUCAACCAGAAGCGUGGCAAAUCGGGGAGUAAUCCUGGGACUCCCAAAACAGAAUCCAAAUCGAAAGCACCAUGGGGCUCCAUGGAUAAGGGGCGACCAUCCCUAACGUCCAUGUCUGGAAGUCUAUGCAAAGAUUCUCAUUCUUUAAGCUCUGCUUCCAAUGUCUGUGUCUUCAUGCCUUACCUUCACUUUGAGACGACAGAGCGCAGACAGAAAAUGCAGGAUGCGAUUCAGCGUGCCGAAAGAUGGCGGAUUGACCCCCAGGCCGUGAAGCGUAUCCGAACUCGGGAUGAGAUGCUGAUCGAGGCGCAUAUCUCAUCAUCAACGACGUCGCUUCAUGUUCGCCGAACUUUGGACCAGUUCUUCUACCCCAACAUUGAUACUCAGAGCCGUGAUCAAGACCAGGUCGUCUACCGAUAUCAAACGAAAGGACCCGGGCGCGAAGGGCUAGUCACUGAUCCGAAGAUCUUCAUGGUUGACCAAUUGUGGGUGUGGAUCUUGGGCACAAACCUGAUUGUCACUAGCUUUCCCCAGCGAUGGGACCAGCCAAAAAAUGAUCCGCUCAACGUCCUAGAUGGGAUUAUCGAGGACAUUAAUUCCAAGACUCGCGAUCCUGUGAAGUCAGUGUAUGAUCUAGCAAUUAUAAUUACUAAUCGAUGCUCGGGCGUUUUCGAUCGACAUCGACUAGGCGAUGACCAGUAUCAAUUCUUGGAUAUGUUUGAGUCGUCUAUUGGAAUAGCUACUGAUCGGGAGACGCUUCUUUUCCAGCGCUUUAAUCAUGCUUCUGCACAGGCGUCAAGCUGGUUGAAGAGUCAUCGCAAGUUGAGCAAAUUCGCUCGUAGCAGGAGUCUUUCAGUAUCAGGACGUGAUGGUGUGCCAGAGGAAGAUUCUGAAUACGACGAUGACUUUUGCCAUGCCGAUGGCUCACCACUUUUCGUCGAUGACCUGCUGGAUAUUGGCGAGGAGACGGAUCUCCUAGCCGAGACAAAAGACAUCCGCGAUGAACUGAACAUGAUUCGAACUGUUCUGGAGCAUCAAAAACACGUCCUCAUUGACUUUCAGGAAGUCAUUUGGGAGAUUUAUCAGGGUCAACACCGUUCCCAGUAUGAGGUCAAAAAGCGCUUCAAGGAUCAACAGCGCAUGAUUGAUAUGCACCUCAAGGAUCUUGACCGCAUGGACAAACAAGCUGAACGAAUCUACCACUCCAUCACUGACCUCCUGGAUCUCAAACAAAAACAUGCCAACGCCUUUGAAGCUCGCUUCGCCCGCGAUCAAGCAGCUGGGACAUCUCGUCAAAGCAAGACCAUCAUGGUGUUCACUAUCGUUACCAUCAUCUUCUUGCCGUUAUCUUUCAUCUCAUCUAUUUUCACGAUCAACAUGGAAGAGUUCGGACACUUGACGCUUGCAUACGUUGCAAAGUAUACAUUUGGUGUUGGGUUUGCGAUUUCAAUUCCCCUCAUUCUAAUUGCCCUUUCGGUGGAUGAUAUCGGUGAUUUCUUCCGCUAUGGAAAGCGCCUCAUCUCCCGCCGAGACCGAGAGCCAGAUCCAUUUGAACGCACUGAUGUUAACCUGCAAACAUUGGAAAUUGAGAAGAUCCUCAGUCUGGCAAGGUCACGCAGAAGUGCUGAUCUGGAUUAUGGACCUAGUCUGUUGCCUGUUUCUACCCGGGGUACUACUGUCUCCAAAAGACCAGAAGGCCUUCAUGUUAAUGGAUUGACGAAUGGCAUUUCAAGAAAGAGUUAUGACCUACGACGCAGCGUGGAUUAUAGAUCCACUUCAUGA